Molecule: messenger RNA, 1270 nt
Organism: Parasteatoda tepidariorum (common house spider)
Lineage: Eukaryota; Metazoa; Arthropoda; Arachnida; Araneae; Theridiidae
Source: RefSeq, a predicted model, not a curated record
GAAUUUCAGGCGUGAGGAAAUGAAAACAAAGUAGUUAAGGAGAAUUAAGAUCUACUAGAAGUAUGGAGGGGACAGUGCUUAUUUUGAAUGACGUCAUUUCCUGAGAAAUCUAUCUCCCCCACCCAUCAGAACAAAUAAUCAUACAUCACUGUAAAUUGGUACUUUUUCUGAAAAGAUAACCAGCAACGGGUGAUAAUAUAGCCAGUUUGAAAGCUUUUCUUAAGUGUCAAAAUGAUGACGAAAAUGACUGAUUUUAGAAUCAGACAAUUGAUGUUAGUUUUGAUCUAUUACAUAAUUUCAUUGGCAGCAAGUGAGAAUGAAGGAACAAAUUACCUAUUACGUGAAAAGCGAAACAUAUUAUGUUAUCUUGGAGUAAAUGAAGUUUUGAAGAGUGUGCUGUAUGAUUCAUUGGAGGAUUUGCACAAAAAUGAUCCCAUAAAGCUCGGAAACUCAAGCAGCAAUAAAUUGGAAGAUGGUGUUUUGCAAGGAUUAUCCACCCUUACCAACGUUUCAGAUUUAAACGUCGAAUGUGAAGAUGAUUCACUUGUCUUUUCUACUAUACUUGGAAUGAAAGAUGCUGUUGUUCAUUUUAAAUGGCAUCGAAAAUUCCUAGUGAAUUUAGAGGGGACCGUUUGGAGCAGAGCGGAUGAGGUUAACUUUGAUGUCCAGGUUAGACUGAAUAUAACAGAGGCCAUCAGGUUUGAUGUUGAUCGAGUUUUAGUUACUAAACUGGAAGGUUUUCGCUUUGGUUUUAGUGGUCUAGGACCACUUAACCCACUGGUAAAGGGCUUUGUAAAAAUAAUGCAGAAAAUUUGGUCGACCAAAAUUACAAAAGUCAUACAGAAACUCUUGAAGAAAGCAUUGGAGAAGCAACUCAGUAAAUUAACGUUUUCUUUUUAAGCGCAUAGUUCAUUGGUGGCUUUGUGAUUUUGAGACAGAUAGGUCUUCACAGACUUCAAUUUUUAAGUUUAUUCUGUUACAGACAAUUGAUAGACUUUAUGAACGGGUAUAAAUUAUUGGACGUGGAAUCCAAAACACAAAGACACUCAUUAUAAAUAAAAUCGGUGGUAAACUUCAUAAAGACAAAAACAAAGCUUGAAAAAUACUAGUCUUAUGAAAGACUUAGUUUCAUCUUAAAUAUUCAGCUUUGUAUGAAAGAGUUUGUAAAAAAAUUACCAGGAGAAUAAUUUCUUCCUUUUUAUAAUAAUUUCUUAUAACAAUAAAAUUCUUAAUUCUUCACCAAAUAAAAAAUUAAUGAAAAAAAUUAUCA